Molecule: messenger RNA, 1101 nt
Organism: Sorghum bicolor (sorghum)
Lineage: Eukaryota; Viridiplantae; Streptophyta; Magnoliopsida; Poales; Poaceae
Exons: 3
Coding region: 1-1101 (366 amino acids)
Source: RefSeq, a predicted model, not a curated record
AUGCCGCCAAGAGGUAGAGGACGUGGAAGGGGUGUUCCACUCCACCCACCUGCCACCAUCGAGCAGUUACUAGCAGUCCAGACGCAGCUUAUGGAAGCCCUGGUGAACAACCAACAGAAUCAUCCAAUCGGAGGAGCACCACCGCGUGAUAAGCGGGGUGAAUUUUUGAAAGGCCAUCCCCCUGUGUUCACACAUGCUACUGAUCCACUGGAGGCAGAUGACUGGCUUCGAGCAGUGGAGAAGCAACUCAACAUAGCACAGUGUGAUGAUAGGCAGAAGGUGUUGUUCGAAUCUGGACAACUUCAGGGAGAAGCUCAGACAUGGUGGGAGUCGUUUGAGUAUGGACGACCUCCCAAUGCACCUGCUAUCACAUGGCUGGAGUUCAAGGAGAACUUUAGGUCCUAUCACAUACCUGAAGGGUUAAUAGAACUGAAGGCUGAGGAGUUCCGGAAUUUGAAGCAGGGUUCUAUGACAGUUCCAGAGUAUAGGGACAAGUUUGCUCAGUUGUCGCGCUAUGCUCCCAGUGAGGUGGCUAAUGAUGCUGAUAAACAGCGCCUCUUUUUGAAGGGAUUGUAUGAUGGGCUCCAACUCCAGCUGAUGUCCAAUGAAUACCCCAACUAUCAGACGCUUGUGAACCGUGCUAUCGUGGUGGAUAACAAGUGUAAGGAGAUGGAUGCUAAAAGGAAGAGGAUGCAGGGACAGGCCUCCGGAAGAAUACUCGUCCAUGCACCAACCAGCAGCAAGGUUCUUAGCAAAGAUGUGAUUCUGGGAAUGGAUUGGAUGAAACAACAAGAUGCAUCAGUUGAGUGUAAAGGAAAGGCAGUUGCACUAACGACACCAAAAGGGGACAGAAUCUGUGUGGAAGUUGCAGUUCAGCCACAGCCAACAGCUACAGUAAACCAGCUUGAUAACAAUGUCAAUCAGGAGGGCCUGGUUGUUGAUGAGUUCCCAGACGUGUUCCCCGAUGAUUUGCCAGGCCAUGUUGUCUCUAAUGGAGGAAUAGCGGUGGAUCCAAGCAAGGUGAAGGAUGUGCUCGAUUGGAAACCACCUACGGAUGUGAGUGGAAUCCGUAGUUUCUUGGGAUUGGCUGGUUAUUACUGA